AUACCGAUGGAUAUUAAUUUCGCUCGAGACUUCCGAAGGAAUACCUUUAAUAACGUGACGACCGUCUGCGUGGACCUCGUGUACCAUUAACAUACCGACAAACGGACGUAGACUACACACUGUAAAGUAGUAUAAUAUUUGAGACGAAUAUGGUUGAGUACGUUAACGUAUUUGGCCUCUUCCACGCGACACGAAAACAACUAUACGUAAGUGCAGCCGUUUUUACGGUUGUCAUUAUUUUGAUAAUUGGCCUCUCCGUUGGACUCUCUGGUAAGGAUGAACCCUCUCAUCAUGAAGAAAUAAGUUUUAAUGGAAGAGACGCUCUCGACCAUGCACCACUCGUUGAUGGACAUAACGACUUGCCAUGGAAUCUUUAUGCAUUGUUAAACAACAGAUUGUCAGCUUUCAAUUUCGCUGAGGAUCUUAGCGAAGAUUCCGUAUGGGGCAAAGCUAACUGUCCCUCAUGCCAUACAGAUUUAUCACGGUUAAUAACAGGAAAAGUGGGAGCCCAAUUUUGGGUGGCGUAUACAUCAUGCAGCUCGCAAUACAAGGAUUCGAUACAACUGACAUUGCGUCAGAUUGACGUGAUUAAAAGAUUAAUUAAUAAGUAUUCAAGCAAUUUGGAACUUGUUAUUAACUCUUUUGAUAUAGAAAAUGUUUGGAAAUCUGGAAAAAUUGCCUCUAUGAUAGGUGUCGAAGGUGGACACUCUAUUGACUCCAGUUUAGCUGUUUUGAGACUCUACUAUGAACUUGGUGUUCGGUAUCUAACCUUAACGCACAGUUGCAAUACACCAUGGGCCGAUGCAUCUCCUAUCGGUAACAGUUAUUUGCAUAACUUGACAGAUUUUGGUGUUAAAGUGAUACACGAGAUGAACCGAUUAGGAAUGCUCGUCGAUUUAUCUCACGUCUCUCACAACGUGAUGAGACGCGUCCUUGCUGUCACAAAAGCUCCUGUUAUUUUUUCCCAUUCGUCGGCCUUCGCGAUUUGCAAUAAAUACAGAAACGUUCCAGAUGAUGUUCUGCAAUUAGUGAAAAAAAACAACGGUAUUGUUAUGGUGAACUUUUACAGCGGAUUUGUGAAUUGCAAUGACUUGAGGAAUGCAACAAUGCGGGACGUUGUAGAUCACAUAAAUUAUAUUCGAAACUUAAUCGGUGUAGAUCAUGUCGGCAUUGGUGCUGAUUAUGAUGGAGUCGACAAGAUGCCCGAAGGAUUGAAUGACGUUUCAAAAUAUCCUGACCUAUUCGAUAGACUGCACACCAAUGUAGAUAAUGAACCUUACUGGAGUCAGGAGGAUCUCGAAAAGUUAGCUGGACGAAAUUUUAUUCGGGUCUUUUCAGCCGUGGAAGCAGUGCGUGACAGUUUGUCAUCAGAAGCACCUUACGAGGAUAUAAUCGACAGACAAGAAUUGUAUAAUGCUCAAUUAUCUGAAAACUUGACUCCUGGAGAAUGUCAAACUGCCAUUGAAUGGAAUUCUAUAAUUACCACCACAACGGAGGGGACAAAUACGAUAGGUUCAAGUUCCGUAGAGCCAUCAGUUUCAACUUCCGAAGAGCCAUCAGUUUCAACUUCCACAAUUUCAUCAGAUCAAACUACGGUUACUCAGUGACAUGAGCAUUUAUGUGCAUGUCAAAUAAUUUCUUUAAAAAUUAAAAAUUAUAUCAAUAGAUUAACAUUAUAAACAAAACGCAUUAACAACAUACUUAUAAACAAGUAUAUCGAUAUUAA
Messenger RNA from Cephus cinctus (wheat stem sawfly), 1726 nucleotides. Its product is annotated as dipeptidase 1. Lineage: Eukaryota; Metazoa; Arthropoda; Insecta; Hymenoptera; Cephidae. The record is from RefSeq and is a predicted model, not a curated record. The coding region runs from base 150 to 1607 and encodes 485 amino acids. The transcript is spliced from 11 exons. Gene Ontology annotation, biological process: proteolysis. Gene Ontology annotation, molecular function: metallodipeptidase activity.